Messenger RNA from Xenia sp. Carnegie-2017, 1951 nucleotides. Its product is annotated as potassium voltage-gated channel protein Shaker-like. The record is from RefSeq and is a predicted model, not a curated record. Gene Ontology annotation, cellular component: voltage-gated potassium channel complex; membrane. Bases 335 to 1645 code for a protein of 436 amino acids. The transcript is spliced from 2 exons. Gene Ontology annotation, biological process: potassium ion transmembrane transport; protein homooligomerization. Gene Ontology annotation, molecular function: delayed rectifier potassium channel activity. NCBI's taxonomy places the organism in Eukaryota, Metazoa, Cnidaria, Anthozoa, Malacalcyonacea, Xeniidae.
UUCACCACGCUUAACUUAACUUACACAGACACGAAGUGGCAUAUUUCCUUCACAGGAAAAAAACUUGAUUUGAAGCCUUGGUAUGCAACCAAAUUAUAUAAAAUUAUAGAGAAUUGAACAAGCAGUGUCUUGGUUGGUGAUUGGUGUAAACCCUUUGGAAGUUGGAACUUUAAUGAAAGGCAUUCACUUUCCUCAGGUGUCUUCACAAAUGCAGAUUUUAAUAGCGUUUUUAGAUUUUGAAUGAUCACAGAAAAGCGGAAUGGUGAAAUUAGAGGAUUUGGCAACCCCUCCCCCCCUCUUUUUAUAAUUUUUUAAACUUGAUUCCACUGCUAGAAUGAUGUACAGUUUCGCACCGAGAAAGAAAACCACAAUCACCGAAAGGCUAAAGUCAAGCGACAAAAGCCCCUUAUCCAGCCGUAAAACACGCGUCAUUCGUCGAAACUACUGGCAAAGACCAGACACAACAUACGACAGCAACAAGCGACGAUUGAAAUUCAGCGUUUCCGGAACAGUUUACGAAACUUAUGAAAAAACUCUAAAUCAAUUCCCCGAGACGACACUCGGCAGCCCGCUUCUGAGGAAUGAAUAUUACGAUGCAUCAAAUAACAUUUAUGUUCUACCAUGUGAUAAAUUUGCAUUUGACGCAAUACUUUUCUAUUACCAGUCAAAUGGUAUUCUUUCUCGACCGCAAACAGUCGCAGGUGACGUUUUUCGAGAAGAAUUAAAAUUCUUCAGAAUCAAAGACCACAGAUUUCCGUGUUUGGAAGAGUCGGGUGAACAGUCUAAAGCAAGAUACAGUGACGACAAUUUCAAAAGCAAAGUUUGGACGUUCUUAGAGAAUCCUUCAUCCAGCAUUUGUGCAAAGAUCUUUAGCUACAUAACAAUAUUUCUUAUUAUUUUCGGUGUUUGCAUAUAUAUACUUGAAACGUUGCCUGAGUUUUCCAAGACAGCAAAUGAUGCAAACAGUGUUGAAGGAGCGAAACCGAGCUUGCUAACAUCCUGGUUUUAUAUGGAAACUGUUUGCAUUGUAUGGUUUUCUCUAGAGUAUGUACUUCGAAUCAUCUUCGCUCCAAGUUCGUGGCAAUUCGUGAAAUCACCUUUCGGAUUGCUAGACCUCAUUGCAAUAGUUCCUUUUUACACAAAGCUAGUCAUCGAAGAAUCCGUCGGUGUGGAUUCGUUGAUCGUCGUAAGAUUAGUUCGGAUAGUUAAAUCCCUUCGUUUACUAAAGAUAUCAAGGUAUUAUUCUGGAUUGCAGGUAUUUGCACGUGCGGUACACGACUGUCGAGAAAAACUACGCGCAUUAGCAAUGUGUAUUCUUAUUGUUGUUAUUCUAUUCUCUACAUUCAUGUUCCACGCCGAAAGCUUUCAGGAAAAUGAACAUACGUCAGAGUUCAAAAGCAUUCCCGAUACAUUUUGGUAUACAAUCAUUACCAUGGUAACAGUUGGUUAUGGUGACGUUGUUCCCAAAACUAUUGUAGGAAAAAUUCUCGGAAGCUAUUGUGCAAUAAUUGGCCUCAUUAUUCUCUAUUGUUUACCGACACCAAUUGUCGUUUUACACUUUAAUAAACUGUACAAGGAGUAUGUCAAAUCAAGUGGAAAGGAGAUAAGUAAGAAAGAAAAAGCUUUGGUAAUUGCUAGAAGUUGAUAAAUAUAGAACGAAAUAUAUAAUUGUCGAUAGAUAAGAACAAUUACACACAGUUUGAAAUUACUGGUGGCAGUUGAUUGACUAUGAAAGGCAAUGACAUCUCACAUAAAAGUCAAUACAUUGUGCAUUGAUUAUAAUGGAUAACAGUUGACAAUAGAUGUUUUUGUAGGAUCGCUAGAGGGAGCACUUUUCCCUUGCUCCAUAAGUUACAAUAGAAAAGUCUGCAGUAAAACUGUAAGGAGUAUUCUCUGAUAUCGCUUGCAAUACAAGGACAAAUAUGAACCCUGCAAAAAUUUUUUAGGUUGA